AUGGUGUCCACCGUUACGGAGAGUUUCUUCCUCCAACAGUUUGAGCCCUGGGGUCAAGAGAGGCUGAGGUCCUGUCAUUGGCUACAGCUUAGAGCCGCUAAUGGGCUGGCCAUUCCCUACCUUGGCUACGUUCCCGGUAUUUUGGGGACGAAUGUCAUCCACAAGUGCUAUAAGGGGCUUUUCAGUUGGCAUGGCUUGGCCAUGUUCGACCUACCGGUGGUUACCAACAGCCCUGGGUUUGUUGUGGAGGCCUUGCAAAAGUGUCAGCAAGCUGGCACCCAUCCCCGUGAUGAGGUAGCUGGGCAGGUGAGAGUGCGAGGAGUCACUGAGGUGUCGACGGGUGUGGCCACAGUGGCCUCCCAAACCGCUGCUCUUCCAGUGCAAGACCAGAUAGAUGCCCUGGACCUGUCCGCCUUGACGGCUGCCGAGCAGGGCCCAGUGAAGUCUUUAUUAGGAAAAUACAAUUCAGUCUUUUCUGCUCAUGAUGGAGACCUGGGCUGCACCGGCAUGAUCGCCCAUGACAUCCCUCUCUCUGAUAACAUUCCGGUUAUGCAACGCCAUUGGCGUAUUCCCCCCUCCGAGUACGAGGUCGUAAAGGAGCACAUUCACCAACUACUUGAGGCUCAGGUGAUCCGGGAGAGUAGUAGCCCUUAUUCCAGCCCCAUUGUCCUGGUCAAAAAGAAGGAUGGCACUUUAAGAAUGUGCGUCGAUUACAGGCAGCUCAAUGCCAAAACUCGGAAAGACUCUUUUCCUCUUCCUCGCAUCGAGGAAUCGUUGGACGCACUCUCAGGUGCCAGCUGGUUUUCGACCUUGGACCUGGCCAGUGGGUAGAACCAGGUUCCAGUGGCGGAAGCAGAUCGCCCCAAGACCGGUUUUUGCACGCCCUUUGGGCUCUUCGAGUGGAAUUGCAUGCCCUUUGGCCUCUGCAAUGCCCCUGGCACCUUGCAGCGACUGAUGCAGCGGCUAUUUGGUGAUCAACAGAAUCAAUCUUUGUUACUCUACCUGGAUGACAUCGUGGUUUUCUCCUCUUCCGUCCAGCAGCAUGUGGAGAGGUUGGAAGUGGUGCUGGAUCGGCUUAAGCGAGAGAACCUCAAGGCCAAACUCGCCAAAUGUGCCUUUUUCCAGCCGGAGGUGCGUUAUUUGGGGCAUGUGAUCUCCAGUACGGGUGUGGCCACAGAUCCCAGUAAGAUCGAGGUAGUCGCCAACUGGCAGCCCCCCACUACGGCCUCAGAGCUGCGGUCAUUCCUUGGGUUUGCCAGCUACUAUCUGCGUUUUGUGGAGGGUUUCGCCAAGUUAACAGCCCCGCUACACAAGCUGGUAGCGCAUCUGGGGGCCACUAAGUCGAGGAGGCAAGCAGAGCAAGCUAUUGAUGGCAAUUGGACGGUGGAAUGCCGUCAUAGCUUUCAAACAUUGAAGGCCAAGCUUACCACUGCUCCAGUGCUUGCUCACCCUGACUUUUCCCUUCCCUUCAUCCUGGAAGUGGAUGCCAGUUAUCGUGGCCUUGGGGCCGUGCUAUCCCAGGAACAAGAGAGGAAAGUUAGACCUGUAGCCUAUGCCAGCCGGGGCUUGAGGCCCACUGAGUGCAAUAUGGAGAACUACAGCUCCAUGCGUUCAGAGUUUGUGGCACUCAAGUGGGCCAUGAUGGAGAAAUUCCGGGAAUAUCUGUUGGGCCAUAAGUGUGUGGUUUUCACCGAUAACAACCCGCUCAGCCAUCUGUCGACUGCGAAGUUGGUUGCCACUGAACAACGUUGGGCAGCCCAGCUGGCGUCAUUUGACUUCGAGGUAAAAUACUGCUCAGGCAGAAAUAACAACAACGCGCCCGCUUUAUCCCGUCAGUACCCCCCUGGCCCAGGUGACAUGGAAACUAUGUUUCCUGGAACAUCCCUCCCCCACCCUCCGCGGCAGGCUCUUCGCGGGACACGGGUUGAAGCGACCCAAACAGCCGUUAUGGCCCUGCCCCAUCACACCUCUUCAGACAUCUGUGUUUUACAGCAAGCUGACCCGGUUAUUCAGGAGGCUCUCGUGUUCUCGAGACGUGGACAGCGUCCCUCCCUUGAGGAACGUCAAGGAACUUCCCAGCCUGCUCUGGCAUUACUCCGCCAGUGGGACAGGCUGCUCGAGAGGAGUGGGGUCUGGUAUCGCCAGAUGUUCCGUCCCGAUGGGGCAGAAGCGGUUCUGCAGUUUUUAGUGCCUACUUCCCUAAGGGAAGAGGUGUUGACGAAAGUCCACCAGGAGCAUGGCCACCAGGGCGUAGAACGGACGUUAGAGCUCCUACGCCAACGCUGCUAUUGGCCAGGCAUGUCCUCCGACGUGUCCAAGUGGUGCCAGGCCUGUGAGCGGUGCCAAGUCGCCAAGGACUCCCGACCUAUUAGGUCCAGUUUCAUGGGGCACCUGUUGGCCUCGCGGCCAAACGAAAUUGUCGCUAUCGACAAUACGGUGCUAGAACCCACCUCGAGUGGGUUAGAAAACUUCCUGGUCAUGACCGAUGUGUUCAGCAAAUACACCCUGGCUGUCCCUACCCGAGACCAGCGAGCCCCCACUGUGGCUCAAGCCCUUGUCGUGAAGUGGUUCUCAAAGUUUGUGGUCCCGGCCCGCAUCCAUUCCGAUCAGGGCCACAACUUUGAUAGCACGCUUAUCCACCAGCUCUGUUGCCUUUUCGGCAUCGAAAAAUCUCGUACCACGCCAUACCAUCCGGCUGGUAACGGCCAGUGUGAACGAUUUAAUAGGACGCUUCACAAUUUGUUGCGCACCCUGCCCGUAUCACGGAAGAGGGAUUGGAGUUCUUGCUUGCCGCAGGUCCUCUUUUCUUAUAACACAACUCCUCAUCAGUCGACAGGCGAAUCUCCAUUCUUGCUGAUGUUCGGACAGGAACCCGGAUUACCGGUAGAAUUCCUAUUGGGCAGAGUUCGGGAUCCUGUGGGUGGACAUGUCCACGAGUGGAUCCAAGAACAUCAGGCCCGUUUACAGCUGGCCUGUUGGCUUGCUGCCAAGCGUCGUAAAAACAACCACGAUCAGCAGCUGAGAGCUGUGCCUCUUAGUCGCUAUCACGGCUACAGUGGCGCCUGGCUAAGGAUGGACGCGAACGACCUCGGAGAGGGCCUGAUGCAGCCGGCGGUUGCGCUUGGACGGAUGCUGGGGGAGAUCGCCGCGAUGCAGCGCGAGCAGGCCGAGGCCAACCGGCACUUCCUGGGGGCGCUGCAGGCUGCUACAGACCGGCAGACCCAGGUAUUGGAGCAAUUGGCGGCCCGACCGGUCGCUUCCCCAACGACGCCGGGUCCCUCGGCGUAUGCGGGCGUGGUGGUGCACAAGAUGACCCCGGAGGACGACGUACAGUCAUACCUGGAGAUGUUCGAGGCAAUGGCGGGGGCGUGUGGCUGGCCGGCGGACGAGUGGGCGAUCCGCCUCCUGCCGCUCUUAACCGGGGAGGCGCAGACAGCGGCCCUGGGCCUGCCACCCGGUCCCAGGCACGUCUACGCCAGCGUGAAGAAGGCCAUCAUGGAUCGACUGGGGCUCUCCCCCGAGGACCAUAGGAGACGAUUCCGAGAGACGAGGACUGAGCCGAGAGACCGCCCGUUCCCAUUUGCCCAGCGACUCACAGACGCGGCCAACAGGUGGCUGCAGCCGGAGGGCGCGGGAGGGGCGCCGGCGGUGGUGGAGAAGGUGGUGAUGGAGCAGUUCCUGGAGGGUCUUCCGCCGCGGACUGCGGCCUGGGUCCGCUACCACCGGCCGGCGACGCUGGAAGCCGCCGUGACCCUCGCCGAGGACCACCUGGCGGUGCACCCCGGGGGCCGUGGGGAGGGCGGUCGGCCGACCGCAUCGACGCAGCCCGUUCCCGCGCCACGACGGAGUUCCCCGCGGCCUGUUGCGACUCGGCCCCCUCCGUCCCCGCGCGCCCUAGCCCCUCAACGGGGUACUGAUCCACCCGGCCUGGCCGGCACCCUCCCUGACCUACAGAGGGCUCCUCAACCGCCAGGGCAGGAGUGUUGGAGGUGCGGGCAGCCCGGACACUACCGGCGGGAGUGCCCGCUAAUGGAGGUGGGCCAAACGGUGCGGGUUGCCGGGCCUCCAGCACCCUCCCCCGGUCUGGGAGCGACGUACAGCGUUCCGUGCCAGCUGGUGAACCAGCCGGCCAUCCCGAAAGCGCCGUUGCGUCCGCUGCCGUUAAUGGAGCUGCCGUUCGAACGCUUAGAGUCCAGGCAAAAGUCGGCGUUCUCCACUCCGUUUGGGUUGUACCAAUUCACCGCGCUUCCCUUCGGGCUGUUCGGCGCCCCGGCCACCUUCCAGCGCCUCAUGGACCGGGUGCUGCGUCCGCACGCUGCGUAUGCGGCCGCCUACCUGGAUGACUGCCCGCGGCCCAAGACGAAAAAAGAGGUGAGGCGGUUUUUGGGGCUGGCAGGUUACUACAGGAGGUUCAUCCCGGGCUUUGCGGAGCUGACCAGCCCCUUAACUGACCUGACCCGGAAAGGUGCCUCAGAUCCGGUCCAGUGGACGGAGCGGUGCCAGUGGGCGGUUGAGGGGGUGAAACGAGCCCUCUGUGGGGAACCAUUGCUCCAUACACCUGACUUCUCUCUCCCUUUUGUCUUGCAGACUGAUGCGUCGAACAGAGGGCUGGGGGCCGUUUUGUCCCAGCAGGUGCAGGGGGUGGACCGCCCGGUCCUCUACAUCAGCCGGAAGCUGUCGGAAAGAGAGGCCAGGUACAGUACGGUGGAAAAAGAGUGCCUGGCCAUCCGGUGGGCGGUCGACUCCCUGCGGUACUACCUCCUGGGACGCCAGUUCACUCUCUGUUCGGACCACGCCCCGCUGCAGUGGCAGGACCUAAAGUUCUACGACAUGGUCAUUGAUCACUUUGCCACCAUGAGAGAAAGGAGAACGGCCUUGCUCUUCAAAUAG
Messenger RNA from Gasterosteus aculeatus aculeatus (three-spined stickleback), 4890 nucleotides. Lineage: Eukaryota; Metazoa; Chordata; Actinopteri; Perciformes; Gasterosteidae. The record is from RefSeq and is a predicted model, not a curated record.